Molecule: messenger RNA, 1207 nt
Organism: Lotus japonicus
Lineage: Eukaryota; Viridiplantae; Streptophyta; Magnoliopsida; Fabales; Fabaceae
Product: dof zinc finger protein DOF2.4-like
Exons: 2
Coding region: 143-1060 (305 amino acids)
Biological process (GO): regulation of DNA-templated transcription
Molecular function (GO): DNA-binding transcription factor activity; DNA binding
Source: RefSeq, a predicted model, not a curated record
UUCUUGCUUUCCUCCUCUUUAUUGCUCUUUUCCCUUUACUUUCUUGGCUCAGGACUCUUCCACUAUAGAGUGAUUCUCCACCAUCUCCCUAAAGAGCCACCAAACUUUAUUAAAGAGAAAACACAAGGCCAGAUUGAACACCAUGGUUUUCUCUUCUAUUCCAGCAUAUUUAGAUCCUCCCCAGUGGCACCAACAACCAAAUCAGCACCAAGCUAAUGGCAAUGAUGGCAGUCUUCAUCACUUGCUUCCGCCACUAGCCCAACAGCAGCAGCAUGCCCCUCAUGUUGGAGGUGGUGGGGGAGGCUCAAUCAGCUCAAGCCCGAGCCUGACAGCUGAUCAGGCCCGGGCUCAAGCUCAGGCUCAGCUGGCUAAGAUGGCACCACCACCUGAAGCUCUAAAGUGUCCUCGUUGCGAAUCCACCAACACAAAAUUCUGCUACUUUAACAACUACAGCCUCUCGCAGCCCCGGCACUUCUGCAAGACCUGUAAGCGUUAUUGGACAAGAGGGGGUGCUCUCAGGAAUGUUCCUGUUGGUGGAGGAUUCCGCCGGAACAAGAAGCACAAAAAGAGUAAUAGCAGUAGUAGUAGCACCUCUGAAUCUGACAAACAAUCACUUUCCAAUUCCACCACAAAUGAGCUAAAUAUUCCAACUAACAUGACCAGUACUCUUCAGAAUCUGAGCUUCCAUGGGGGAAACAUGAUCCAAGCACAGCACAAUGGUUACAUGGGGUUUCAAAUUGGAGGUGGUCAUGGUGGUUCUUCAACUUUAGAAGGUCCUGGAGUCGAUCAAUGGUGGCGGUUUCAGCAGUUUCCAAAUAUCUUGAAUGGUUUUCAUGAGUCAAGUACUACUUCAGCUGUUUCUUCAUUCCCAUUGUUUCAAGGUGAAAGUGUUGAAGCUCAUCCAUCUGGUUUUGUUGGAGAUGUUGGUGGUGUGGCUUCUAGGGUUCUGAAUUCGUCAAGAUCUCCUCUGACUAUCUCAGAAAAUAUUAACCAUCAGAAUUCAUGGACUGGUUUAUCUUCUCUUGCACCUUCUUCUUCCGCUAGUCAUCAUUUCUUGUAAUUUGUUUAUGCUUUUAAUUGCAUUGAGUCAGUCAAGCUUCUUUGUGUACUCUUGAGCUUAAUAUCUUUGUAUAACUGUUUGUCAGUUCGUGCAUGUAUUUUGUUUGUUUUUAUCACUUAUCAAUGGUUAUGAUAUCAUUUGGGAACA